Molecule: messenger RNA, 10036 nt
Organism: Pocillopora meandrina
Lineage: Eukaryota; Metazoa; Cnidaria; Anthozoa; Scleractinia; Pocilloporidae
Source: the annotation of a GenBank genome assembly
AUGGCCAAAAAGGUCUUGUACGCAGUAGGGCUAUUGAUCAAAACCGUGCUGUUAUGCUGUACAGCUGCACAGCAAUGGGAGGCUACGGGCCAGCCGGAAGUUUCCAAAUUUGGGAUGAUGCUACAACGCCACAUCUUCAAGAGGAUCACGGGGGCAGGUCUUUCAGAUGUGUGCUUGCGGGGAUGCUAUGCUGACGUCAGAUGUCAAAGUUUCAACUAUGUGUUUACGCAAGACAUUUGUGAGCUGAGCAACCGAACCAAGGAGGCCAGACCAGAGGAUUAUGUUCCGAACCAUGAGAGAUUUUACUUUAAGCGAGAUUACAAACGAGGUUUGUAAAUUUUUUUACUGUCUUCUUCCCUUUAAAGACAUUUUCAGAGCGCAGAAUUUCAACCCAAAAUUAAGAAAUUGUGUCACAUCACUUUCCUUUAUUGCCUUAAGUCAAGUCGUCCUCAAAUUGAGUGUCCUCGCCACCAAGACGAACGUCAAAUCUUGCUCACUUGGAAUGCUAUGCUACUAUGAUUGCUUUUUCUUCCAGUCCCACUCGGUUCCAUUUCUGAGCUGCCAGCGGAGACUUGCCAGGAAAUCAAAAUGAGCGAAGGAGGUCAAGCGGUCAGCGGCAAAUACUGGUUUCACUCGAUUGUACCCGAGAGGACUGUUCUGGCUCCUUGUGACAUGAAAACCGAAGGUGAAUUUAAGUGUUUAUCAAUUCUCAUCUUCUACAGACAAAAGUCGUUUAACCACGAGCAAAAACGUUGACAGAGAUAUUAUGGGUAGACUGCAACCACCUGACCCCCAAUAUUCAUAGGGGGAAAUGAGAAAAUAAAGCAAAACAAAACAAAAUAAAAAUAGUAAGAUAUCUGACGGAAACAAAGCUAUGAAGGAAUGCCAUAAUCUCUCUUAAACUGAUCGAUUUGAGAACAGGUCAAAUAGAAUUGAAAAAUUUCUUUUUUGACACAGAGAUAAUCAUUCAAUAGCAAAUUGUUAUCACAACUUUAUAAUGAUGAAAUUUAACGAAUAAGGAAGGGGAAAUUUUACUUCCUGAUGGGGUCGUACAAAGUAAAAUUUUGGCUCCCGCCGGAAGCAAUUGGUCUGAUGAAUCCAUGAAUGAGUAAUAAUUCAGCAAAUACCUUUUUUUUUUUAAACUGACCACAAACUAUUUAAUUUUUUCAGACGUGGAUGAGUGUAAUUCAACAAUUCCCGUGUGUGACACCAACGCCGAGUGCGCGAACACCAUCGGUUCUCACAGUUGCUCGUGCAAAGCUGAUUUUACUGGAAACGGAAAAAAAUGUGUCGGUAAGUUAGUGAAAUGACUUUUACUAUUGCCUGAAGCAAGUCAUUUUAAAACAAAGCAAAACCAAAACAAUCCCGGCUUAAUCUGGACACUCGAUUAAAAAAAAUUGCUUUAGUAACCGAUUUGAAUUAUACCCCACACCAUGUCACGUUCAAUUGCUUAUACGGCGAGACGCUUUCGCCAAUAACAGUCAUUUUCGAUCGACUCUUGCUCUUGAGUUCAAGCCAUUUAGUUUUUUAUGCAUUCUCUCAGAUGUCGACGAAUGUGCCAAUAAAUCGCAUGACUGUGAUGCCAAUGCCUCCUGCAACAAUACCGCUGGUUCCUAUCGAUGCAUCUGCAAUUCCUGGUACCAAGGAAACGGAACAAGCUGCUAUUUUCGUGAGUUUCACUAACAUUGAGAUACGAGUGACCUCAGUUGGUUAUGAUGCUCGUAUUUCGCAUUCUCUAUCUUUCUGUAUCGUCAUAUGAAGCUUACAAUUUUGGAAAUAUAUUUUAACAUGAGUCGGUCCUGAAUCGAGACCAAGAUGGAAUUCGUCCUGAAAACGGGCUGCAUUAUGACCCCUUACUCCUUAGCACCAGUACAGAUAUUCUCCUCGCUGUUCUCUAUGCAUACCGUGUGGUGCUGCCAAGGGGAUUUGUUUGACAAUCAAGAGCUUCAUAACUUGGUGAUUAUUUCCUUUAUUCCCAUGUUUCUAAUGUUUGGUUCAGCGGUAAUACGGUGAGGAGAAAUUAAAUGCCAAACCCUCUUAGGGGUUAAAGGGUUGAAGAAUACGUCUCACUUGGCGCCUAACUUACCAUCCCCCCCCUUAAAAAAGAAACAGUUUCAUUGAUCUUUACAGUUUGUUGCUUACAACUAUGUCGAACUUUCUAUCGUGAUCAGCCAAAUCACUCAGAACUUUUUCCAUAGUCAAAAAAGCUGCAGAAAUAUUAACGUGAGUUUUUUUGACUAAUUGAAAGUUUCAAAAUGCGAUUAAUUUUAGUAGCCAUUAUUCUCUUUGGUAAUUCCUCAAUAGGCAGGUACAACAACAGGAUAAUAGUACCCAAUGUAAAUAAGAUCCUUACCACCUGUUAAUAAGGUCGGACAGCACUUGCUUCGGUAGCAGCUGCUUUUUCGUGAGUUUAACUAACGUUGAGGCAUGAGCGACCUCAGUUUGUUUUGAUACUUGCAUUUCGCAUUCUCUAUCUUUCCUUAUCGUUAUGUGAAGCUUAUAAUCCUUUGGAAAUUAGCUCUCGAAUAUAUAUACUUUUUUAACAAGAGUCGGUCCUGAUACGGGACCAAGAUGGAAUUCGUCCUUUAUUCUCAUGAUCCUGUUGAUCAUGAUUUUGUUCGGCUGUAAUAGGGUAAGGAGGAAAUAAAAGCCAAUCCCUCUUAGGGGUUAAAGGGUUGAAUUGAAGAAUACAUCUCGCUUAGCGCCUUACUUACCCUCCCCCCCGCUUAAAAAAUAACAGAAUCAUUGAUCUUUGAAGUCUGCUUCUCACAACUAUGUCGAACUUUCUGACUUGAUCAACCUUAAUUAUUUUUUUUUCAUUAUUAUCAUGUUUUUAUCUCGUGGUUUCCUUUAAUUCUAAGAAAACAUUGAUUGGUGCAAACAACGAGGCGAGAUAUAAUAACGUGUACUGGGUUUAGAAAUCUGAAAUGUCACACAAACACGCUUUCAUUGUGUUAACACGUCUGAAAGGGAGACAACGUUUCCAUAAGUGUACCUCUAGUUCACACGGGGUUGGAAAUACACGUUGUGCCUCAGAUUGAUGUGCGUCACACAACGGUUGUCACGCUGUAAUUCGUAAAAAUGAAAAAGCGAAAUGUAGACAUUACCACCACCAAGAUGACGAAUGCAACAUAACGUGAAAACGGUCGGUAGGGCAAUCCUUACCUUUUCUCCCUUUUUCGGUUUUUCGUAUAGGUGGCCUUAAUAAUUCCGUUAUUCUUACCAGCCUCGACUACACCAACUACACAGGUAAGCUACUUUCCUACCUAGAGCCAGUCCUCCUGAGUUCAGAGUGGAGCAGGUUUGUGAAGUGUUGGCAUGCUAAGACAGAAGGCUGGGCGGCAUCGACAUUCCACAGCAACUGUGAUGGGAGGGGACCCACAGUAACAAUCAUCAAAGCGAACGAUUCCAUAUUUGGUGGAUAUACUGAUGUGUCCUGGGGACUAAGCGGUGAGUACGUUUUUGAAUAAUAAAAUUUAUAUCACUUUUGUAUCAUACAGUAACAUUUGAUAAAUUUAGGAUCUAAAUAUAUUUUAUUUCUAAACUGCACUUAAUAAGCGUCCCAAAGCCAAAACCAAGGUCAUUAAAACGGACCAGUCAAAACAAAGAACAAGAACAAAAGCUGCGCGAGGCGCGAGAAAAACGCCAUAUACCAAGUCACACCUGGUAUAAGACUGAUUGACGUAUCUCAGUGCCUAUAUCAGAAGCCCCUCUUCUCUCCCCCCCCUUAGGAUCUCUUGGUGCGUGGUAAUGUUUCUAUACGGCUCCACUAUAACCCUCCAAGUUGCUCACGCCAAUAAGACUCUCAUAAUGGCUGGUUAACCGCCAUAGCGAGCUUAUAGAAGCUUCAAAAUUGGCUGCAGCCGUACCCACCUUUAUUAACUUACACUUGACCACUCCUUCGUAGAUCAUCCCAUUUCUCUUUUUAAGUUUUGAAAGACCUGAAGGAAUUGUAGGAUGGUCUAACAACUGAUUAGUAGAGCUUACAGUGACUAUGUUCUUACAACGUCACCUGGUUUAUAUAGGUUCAUGUCGUUGCUCCUAUGCUCGGAAAGCUUUUCUCUUCUCCCUCAACAACAUCAAAGGAUACAAUCCUGUGAAGCUAACACAAUACCGAUACCAGCAUGACGCAAUGUGCAGUUGUUCCCGUUACGGACCCAUUUUUGGUUGGGGACGUGACAUCAUCAUAUAUAACGACGCUGUAAACAAUCAAGGCUCUUAUACUGAAUGCGGUGGGACGUACAAAAACCCCACGGGUUAUUCAUCUGGAGACUGUAAAUUUUUCACAGGAGCAUUUCGUUUUACUCCAUCCGACAUUGAAGUUUUCUUCGAAAUCGGUAAUUACUGUACAGAAACACUUAAAACCCUGUCGUAAAUAUACGAUGAAUAAAUAUACAUAAACUCUAAUCCUUGGCAACGUUCAGAGAUUCUAAAAGUGCAUGCGCUGAUCAUAUACAGCAGCGAAAUACUAUUCAGGUUAUGGUGGCGGCAGUGCUAAGUGAAUUGUAUCUCAGUUCAGGGAUAUCAGUGCUCAUCGACUAAAUUAGGGAAAAAAUUGAUCUAGAUGCCAUGUUUUGCCAUGAAAUUGAAUCGCUAAGUCGGGCUAAAGCAGACAGUUUAACCUAGCUAAACUGAACUUUUGGUUUUUGCUUUUGGUUUCCCAGUUUUACACCCACUUAAGAAAAUGUGUUCUCGUGAAAUUUAGUUGAUGUGUUUACAAAAUAAAUGUACAAGGAAAUAUUUAAGUUUAAAUGGGAUAACAUGGUUAGCACCUCGCCCUGUGAAUAAGAAGAUCAGGGGCUCUAAUUCUUUUGAAAUACUUUCACGGUUGUGAAAGACGAAUAACAUCUUUCUUUAUUCUAGAACGUCUGUGAUGGAAAUUUACAUUCAAGUUUCUUUUACGCACAUAGGUGGCUUUGGUGCAUCUACUAUACUUGGAGGCCUGGACCCCAAUGAAUACUUGGGAAAGAUGAUUUCAUUUUUAGACCCAGUUCUUCCCAGUGCAUCCCGUACUGACUUUAUUAAGUGUUGGCAUGCUAAGACUGACGGCUGGGCGGCAUCGAAAUUCCACAGCAAAUGCGAUGGGAGGGGACCCACAGUGACAAUCAUCAAAAUGAACGAUUCCAUAUUUGGUGGAUAUACUGAUGUGUCCUGGAGCGGAGGCAGGCAUAUCAAAUUUUUUAAGAAGGGUCAAGACAGUUAUAUAGGAUCAACUAUCCUUCCUCUCCGUCCUUUAAGGAUUUAAGGGGGGGGGGUGGAGAGGGUCCUGGAGGAAAUAUUAAACGAUGCUCCUUUGAUACUAGCUCUAAGCCUUUAUUUUUUCAUAUUAGUGUUUUGGCCAUCAAGAUUUCUUCACACCUAUAUUGUCUAUAGGGUUAUAGCGGGUUUCGCCCAUAACGAGUUUCGCACAUAUCGUUUCGCCCAGAACGAGAAUGGUUUCGCCCAGAACAAUAAAGGUUUCGCCCAUAAGUAAAACUUCUACACUCUCACUCGGAAAACGUCAACCUUAUAAACGUUUGUAUGCACAUAAUGAAGAAAAGUGACUUGACCUGAGAUCAUGAAAUUUUGAAACGAACAAGUUACUGUUGAAACGAACAAGUCAAUUAUAGCUUUCACUGUGGAGCGGGGAUUGUUAAGGUAAUUCGCGCACGAAAUACUGCAGAGACGUUCGUUUGUCGUAAAAGCAUUGCUAUGAUUUUUUUGCAUCACUUUUCUUCUCGAGAAUUAAAUUAAACGCUUUUGAAAACACUUGCGCGUGGAACAUAUAAUCGUUGCAAAUCUUUUGUACACGGAAGAUAAGUUCCGCACGCCAGCUUAUGAAUACAUGUGAAUACGGUUUCGUGAAUACUAAAACAAAGGAAUCGAGAGUUAAAGAUUGUAUUUCUGACAUAGGUAACGGCAACAUAUAAUUGGAAAAGAGAUAGAAACUAGUCAAGUUCAUGAGUGCGCGCGCGUGGAAUAGCUUUACUACUCCCACGAAGCGUGCGGUACGAAAGCUUUAACUUAAAGGAAAUUACCGUCUUGCACAAAAAAUCUCAAUCAAACCUUAUCAAUAGAAUUUGAAAAGCUUACUCUUGCAAAAAUAUCUCACCUGUUCGCUUAUCAAUAGAUUUUCACUCUUGCAAAAAAAUCUCACCUUUUCACUAGUCAAUAGAAUUUGAAAAGAAUUCGUUCACUCCUGCCAAAAAAAAUUCGCGGUCCUAAUUACAAUUUGUUAACAAGUUUUAUAAGAUGUUGUUGUCCGCCUUUCUCAGUUGACAUGCCGACUAACAAUAAAAAAAUCUGCCCCUUAUUCCAGUAUAAAAGGGGUUAAUACCGAUCACGAGAGUCAUUCGAUCAUAGAUCGCCAUACAAACCCGCCAUACUAAAUUUCUCGUGUCUCGUCCAAAAAAAUGUGUUCAAACGACUGUUGUAUAACUUGCAAACAACCUGUGCGACCCAGACAAGAAGGUCAGGCCCCGCGCUACGUCCGCCAUUACAAAAGUCGUGUAUGAACAUUGUAUGAACAGAAAACAAAAGCCCGGUUACCGGGCUCAUCUAAAGCAUAUGUCUAAAGAGGCCCUUAGCCUGGAUAAUCACUGACUGUCAGUCUGGGCGAAUCGAAUUUAUGCCUGGGCGAAACCAUUCUCGUUAUGGGCGAAACGCUUCUUGGGCGAAACUCGUUAUGGGCGAAACCCGCGGAUACCGUCUAUAGAAAUGUUUUCUAUGUGAUACACCUGCAGAACAACAUUACAUCCUAAAACAUUUGCUUCAAGUCUCAAAAAUAUUUACGCGCUUUUCUCCAAAGUAACCCCUAAAAUCUUCCAUAAUUGUCUUUGGUACUCGUUUCUAUACCCAAACUAAUAAAAUAUCUUCCUCUCCUUCACAAAUCUCUAGUCUGAGAAAAAACUCUUCGUCUAGCUCAUGGUGGAAAAUAAACUCCCCACCCCUCUCCUUCCACAGGGGGUUUAUGUUUUCUUUGAGCUUUUUAAUGUACGACUACAUUGUUCUUCUAUUUCAGCUGGUUCUUGUGCAGGUCAUUCCUACGCCAGUAAAGCUUUCAUCUUCUCUCUCUAUAACGUUAAAGGAUACAAUCCCGUAAAGUUGACACAAUACCGAAAGUAUCAUUCCUUUUGGGAUUUAAGAGGAGGGGGGGGGAAAGGACGCUAGAGGAAACAUUAAACGAUGCUUCUUUGAUACUAGCUCUAAGCCUUUAUUAUUUCAUAUUAGUUUUUUGGCCAUCAAGAUUUCUUCACUCCUAUAUCGUCUAUAGAAAUGUUUCCUAUUUGAUACACCUGCAGAACAACAUUACAUCUUAACAUGUCUAGUAAUGACAACUCUUAGAACAAAGGGAUCUUUUCCUUUAAGUCUCAAAACAUUUACUCGCUUUUCUUCAGAAUAACCCCUCAAAUCUUUCAUAGUUCUUUUUGGUAUCCGUUUCAAUACCCAAACUAGUAAAAUAUCUCCCUCCCUUUCAUAAAUCUCUAGUCUGAAAAAAAAACUCCCCGUCUAGCUCAUGAUAGAAUAUGAACUGCCCCCCCCCCCUUCUCAGAGGGUUUAUGUUUUCUUCCAACUUUUUAAUGUACAACUACAUUGUUCUUCUAUUUCAGCUGGUUCUUGUGCAGGUUAUUCCUACGCCAGUAAAGCUUUCAUCUUCUCUCUCUAUAAUGUCAAAGGAUACAAUCCCGUAAAGUUGACACAAUACCGAUAUCAGCAAUAUGCAAUGUACAGAUGUAAUACGUAUGGACCCACCUUUGGUGGUCAUGAUAUCUACAUAUCCGACGGCUCUGGAAACAACCAAAACUCCUACACCAGAUGUGGUUCCACGUACACGACACCCUCAGGGUACUCUUAUGGUAACUGUGGCUUUUUUACAGGGGGGUCUCAUUUCUCUCCAACGGACGUCGAAGUAUUCUAUGAAGCAGGUAAUCAAGAAAAACACAUAAAUACUCAGUAGGGCCUGUGGCAAAAUCAAAUCGCGUAUUGUAGAAAUAUUCUCAGAAAGUUGUGUUGCUAGAGUACAGAUAGCUAACUUUUUUGUCAUUUUAAGGGUAUGUGUAGGCUUAUAAAGUCCUUUUGUAGUAUUCAUUUAAGUUCGUCACACAAUGCGUUGCAUGACGAGCCUGGCAGGAGUUUUGUCUGAGUUGCCGCGGGGGUUUGUGGGUAUUACAUUAAACGAAAUUGUUAAGGCCACUUGAAAGAACGGCUGAGUUAACAAAAAAAUUUCAGACAUGUUUUGAUGCUACUCUUGCUCAAAGAUUUUAAUGAAUGUAACCGAGACAUUACAAUUCAUAGACCCAAUCUUUCGACACUCCUGUCUAGUGCAUUCAUCAAGGGUGAUGAUGAAGACAUUAGACAGGAGUGUUGAAACGUUGGGUCUAUGAAUUGUAACUUUCCGGUUACAUUCAUUAAAUCUUUAAACCAGAGUAGCAUCAAACCAUGUCUGAUUGUCCACCUGGUUGCUUUGUGAACUUUAAAACAAAUUUCAUUCUCUCUGCCGCCUAAAAUACCGCCUGGUAGACAGGCUGGGGAUUUUCUAGCUUGCCGGAUCAGUAAUGUUAGAUUAUCAUAUCUGGCGGGCCAAACGAGGGGUGAUGAAAUUAUCCACUUUAGAUUCAAAGGCGACACCACCAAUCAAAGCUUUUGUUUCAUUUAUUUGGCCAACUGUAAUUUUUCCUUUUCUUUUCCCGCCUCAGGCCUCGGUUUGUCCGCCAUACUUCGAAGCCUUGAUUACAACCAGUACUUGAAGGUACUGUUUUCGUAUUUGGACCCAGUCCUUAUCAAUAAAGAACGUAGUAGGUUUGUGAGGUGUUGGCACGCAAAGACGGACGGUUGGGCAGCAUCAACAUUCCACAGUAACUGCGAUGGGAGGGGACCCACAGUGACUAUCAUCAAAGUUAACAGUUAUAUAUUUGGUGGAUACACUGACGUGUCCUGGACCAGUGGUGAGUAAAAAAAACAAGCAAACAUCUCUCACAUGUAGAACAGAUAACAAAUCGAUUAGUUGUGGACUUUUCUUGUAGCAGUGAGUUGAUCCUAGAAACAGAAAAUAUCACAUUAACAACUGAGAUACCAAAGUAGACAGACUCAUAAAUAGCCUGAAAGUGCGUUUGAAACGGGUUUUAACUUAAAUUCUUGUUUUGGAUUUGAUAUUUGAUUUUGAUUUGAUUUGAUUCUGACAGCUCCAUUUCGCGCCAUUUCUUCUUGUUUCGUUGUAUCCAUUAUUCAUAUUGGAGAGCUGAAACAAAGGAUAUUUAGUUAACACUCUCUUUAGAUCGUAAGCUGCCUUUGAAUAAAACUUCGGACCAUAUUUGAAAUGCUUUUUCUGAAAAUUGAAAAUAUGCUCUUAAGUUCCUUGAAAUUUUCUCUAACAAAUUGUUCAGUUCUAGUACGGCAAGUAAAAAAAAAAACAUUUUUAUGGUUAUCAUGAAUUCUGAUUUUAGAUAUAUGAAAUUCAUAUAUUUGCACUGCGGUGAAGAAACGAAAUUAAGAGAUCCUCGUAGCUGAGAACACUACUGAAACGAGUAGUUGAAAAUAGGACCUGAAAAAAAAUUCAGGCCCCUUCGGGCCCGUACCUCUGCGGUAUCACAAAGGUCAUGGGUUCAAAUCCCGUACAGGGCCUAUUUUCAACUACUCGUUUUAGUAGUGUUCUUAGCUGCGAGGAUCUCUUAGUUUCGAUCAUAAAUUUUAUUUCUCAUUCGCAGAGUUUCUAAUGCUCCUAAAUCUUUUCAUUUUAGGUUCUUGUGCUUAUUCUUCAGCCAGCAAAGCGUUUGUUUUCUCUCUUUACAACGUCAAAGGAUACAAUCCUGUGAAGCUGACACAAUACCGAUACCAGCAAUACGCAAUGUACAGAUGUUCCUCUCGCGGACCCACUUUUGGUUGGGCACAUGACAUCUACUUGCAUGACGACGCUGUAAACAAUCAGCACUGUUAUACUAGGUGCGGUGGCACGUACUCCAACCCCACGGGCUAUUCAGCUGGAGAUUGUAAAUUUUUCACAGGAGCAUCGAAUUUCACUCCAUCUGACAUCGAAGUUUUCUUCGAAAUAACAAACUAA